GGCUGCUCUAGGCCUGGCAUUCAGAUGAAGAGAAUUCUGUGCACAAGGAGACUUCAAAACAACAGGCAAACAACUGGGGCAUGAUCUUCAGGGGUAGGGGCCACUGUGAUGCCCCAAAGGCCAGGUGACGUCAGCUGCCCCGCAGUAGGUAAGAGAGGAGAGAUCAGACCCUAGCAGCCAGUCCAGACUAGACCCGAGGACAGCACAAAGACUUGCUCACAAGUCUUCAUGAGCCCCUGCCCAAGACUCUAAAGUCACAAAAAAACCUGCUCAUAUUACCCAAACACCAUCUAGAGGAGGAGUGGGGAAAAGCCAAAACUCUGGAACAGUAGGCAUUUACUCUAGAGAACCUGAAUUAGCUGACACUGAAAACCAGAAGAAACUGAGAUGUUAGCAAAAUGUUAAGUGCUACCUGCCUACCUUCUUCCUCAGCCCUGCCUGGCUUUCCAGGGAAGAGGAGACUUAUGAAAUUAAUUAGUUGGAUGAUACAGUAUAAGGAUAGUAUAUUCUCUCUGCACAUCUGACUGAUACUAUGUAUUUUGACUGUCAGAAGUAUUACUUUCUAACAGGAAGGAAGUAGUAAAGGUUUCUAGAAUGGGUGGCUUAUUGUUUUGUUUAGGUUUAGGAAUUUGGGAUUUGUUAUGUACAUUCAUUUACUUGGUCUAUGAAAUGAGUAUUGCUCACGUGGGUAAAGGAGCCCCUGGGAAUGACAAAUAGGGUGAGGGAGAGUUAGGUGCCUUCAUGUUGUGUCAGAACCUCCAGCUGUUUCCCGAGAAGCACAGUCCUGCACAUGAACCCUGCAUCAUCCACUAGUCAGCAGUCCGGUCAAAGACUUUUGAUCUUUGCUACUUGCAUGCUGAAAACCAUGACAAAGCCAGGGAUCUCCAGUGCAAAUGCUUAAAAAUGAUCAAAGUUAAGUGGACCUGAACCAAAUAAUACUGAGUGUUACAUGGGGAUCAGAAGCUAGAGCAGUAAUAUAUUUCUCAAAGAACCCACACAGCUUCAACCUUCCCUGGGGAGUCCUUGGGUCAGCAAUCAGAAUAGUAACAGAUUCCAAACUUCACAACUGCCAGUGGGAAUGUGCAAAAUCCUACAAGGGGGUGAACGAAGGGUCAGCCAACAGUGUCCCCGGAAGAACAACUUUCACUGACCAACUCCUUAUCUCUAUGGUGCAGAGAUAAUGACAAUGUGCGUGUGUCUACAUGUAGGCCUGUCUUUAUCCAUUGGCCAAUGUUUUUUAUAACUAUUUAUCAAAUGUUAGCCUGCCUCUCAACCUCUAUUUCACAAUUUCCCAUCAUACUAACUCUUCGCAGCAUUUCAAAACUGAUCUUUUGCUGGAGAACAGGAAGCUUUUCUUUGUCUUCCCAGAACAUUCUUUGUACUAGUCUCAUUAUGGCCUCCUACAAUCUUUUUAAUUUUAUUUCCUUUUCAUUCUUACUCUGCCUUGCAUUGGCUGAAUCCAAAGCCAGCCAUGAAAAGCCAAUGUAGGAACAGUUUCUCAUGGAUCCAAAUAUAUCCCUAUCAAACCUCAGUGCCUUUUCUUUCCUCUUCUUCCCUGAAUACCUUUCUUUAGGUCCUUCAGAGGUUUUGGUUAACAUACAUAAAAGCCAUAAUCCAGAAAGGGGUCAAUUAUCUGGUUCUCAGACCCAUAAAUGUUACCAGGUAUCAGUAGAAGACAAAGUAGUUCCAAAAUAUGAUUUCCCAUUCCACCAGAGUUCUUUAUGGAGCUACAUCUGUCUUGUUCUUACCACGUUGCAUAUGGCAAGACCCCAAUAUUCUUACAAAGGCCUCUUGACAUUGGCUUAGGGGAGGAAAAAAAAUUCCUGUCCCUCUACCCUCCUAGUUCCCCAGUUGGGACCUUAUAAAAUUAGACUGACAAAAGAUUAACAAGAGAAAAAGAAUUUAUUAAUGUACACAGUGCAUGUUACAUAGAAGAAACCUCAAUGAAAAGUAACUCGAGGUGGUUAGAACUUGGGCUUCUAUCUUAACAAAAAUACAUUAAUUUGUAGAGAAGCAACAAGAAGUAGGAAAAGUAAUUUAGGCUUUCAAGGGUGGUAAACUGUGGGAAGGUAAACAUAUGUGGGAAACUAGUGGAGUAAAGUUUGCACGUGCAAAUUCCAUCUGGCACCAAAUUUCCUUUUUUUUUAUGGCAAUAAAACUUCCCCAGCAAAGAAAAUUCAUGGCAGUCCUCCUUUUUCAGAAGUUCUGCUUUUAGUCAUAUCAGGGAAACUCCAACAAGGUUUUGUUUCUACAUCUAUUGGUUCUUAAUUGUCUCCAGAUAAAAAUUAUCCUUAUGGUCAGUGGCACAUUUGGGGUAACAUAUUCUGAAGAGAUUUGUGAUAAAUAAAAUGAAUGCUGAGCAGUAUUUCCAGUGCUCAUCAGUAUCUCUGAUUCCUGGACACAUAGGAAGAUUUUUAUUUCCUUACCCCCCUAAAAUUAGGCAAAGCCAUGUGACUUGCUUUGGCCAUUGACAUGAGAGGGACAUUUAAAUGCUGUUGCGUGAUCCUCCUUUCUUUCCUCCCUCUGACCCUACACACACUGAAAAUCAUGGUGAUGUCUCAGGAUGGUAGAGCCUCUAUCAGCCUGGACUCCUGCCUACCUGUGAUGGGCAUGCAGAGCUAGUUAUUUUAAAUACCAAGAUUUUGGGCUUGUUCGUUUUUGCAGCAUAAACAACUUCCCUGACUAAUAUAAAAAAUAGCCGGCUCUGAAAAUCCAGGAUUCUAGGAUGUGGGGGAGAAAUUCGUUUAAUAGUAGUUCACUGUCUUCUUCUCAUUGUCCUCGUGGCAUUCUAAUUCAGGUAAUUUUAGAUUUUUUUUUGUUACGUAUUAGGAGGCUGGAGGGAACUGGAAUGAUAAAAAAGCUAAUCAACAGACAAUAUUAGGCUUCACCUUUACUUCCUUGCUUCACUUACACUUACACUUCUAGCCCCAGUUAUGUGGUGUGAUCCCACACAUCUGAACUGUCUUUACUUGAUGUGGUAGAACUGCCAUGGCUGGCAGAGCCUACACAUCUAUUAUCCUGUCUUUCUACUUGUUGGCAACCACUGUGCCUAAUUUUAGUCUUAUUUGACUUAUCUCUAACUAGACCAUCAACUGUUCAUCAGAAACUGUCAUAAACGUGCAAAAUUGUGAUAGAGCAAUAAAGGGGACUUCACCUCUGUUUUAUUUUUAUUUAAAAACCCAGGAGCACUGGCAAGUACUCCUCAAGACUGUCAAGGUCAUAAGAAACAAGGAAAGACUAAGAAACUAUCACAGAUCAGAGGAGACUAAAGAGAUGUGACAAUUCAAUGCAAUACAGUUCCCUGAGUUUCAUCCUGGAACAGAAAGAAAACAUGAAUGAAAACUAGUGAAAUCCAAAUAAAGUCUAAACUCAGUGAAUAGUAAUGUGUCAAUAUCGGUUUCUUAGUUCUGGCAAAGGUAUUAUUGGUAUAAGAUAUUAACAAUGGGGGACUCUGGAUGAAGGGUAUAGAAUAACUCUCUGUACUAUCUUCACACUUUUUCUUUAAAUCUAAAAUUACUCAAAAGCAGAAUUUUUAUUUUAUUUUAAAUGGACAACUAAAGGCUCUAUUUACCACUUUCACACAUCUGUCCUUCCCCACAUCUUAAAAAAAAAAAAGCUCUUUCAGCUUGCACCUAGUUAGAGGCGACAUGGCGAAACACACUAAGAAGGUCAGAAUCCUAAGUAAAUGCGGGACCCAUUAUGGUGCCUCCCUCAGGAAAAUGGUGAAGAAAACUGAAAUAAGCCAGCAUGCCAAGUACACUUGCUCCUUUUGUGGCAAAACCGAGAUGAAGAGACAAGCUAUGGGUAUCUGGUACUGUGAUUCCUGCGUGAAAACAGUAACUGGUGGUGCCUGGACCUGUAACACCACUUCCACCGUCACAGUAAAAUUGGCUAUCAGAAGAAUAAAGGAAUUGAAAGACCAGUAGAAGUGCCACCAUUUGAAGCACUGUUAGACAAUAAUAAAUGGGUUGAUUUAUGUAAAAACAAAACAAAACAAAAACCCUAUAUUCCUAGAAAUACUCAUUAACUUUUCUUUAAGAAAGAUAAGGAGCCUACACUGGCAGUAAGUACAUGUCUAUCAAUAAUCACCCUAAAUGCAAUGCACCAAUGAAAUGAAUGCACCAAUCAAAAGACACAGAGGUACAGAAUGGUACAGAAACAAGACCCAUCUAUACGAUGCUUUCAAGAGAUUCAUUUCAGACCGAAGACAUACACAGACUAAAAGUGAGGGGACUGAAAAAGAUAAUCCGUGCAAAUAAUAGGGAAAAAAAUCAGGAAAUCAGGAGUAGCAAUACUUACAUCAGAAAAAAUAGAUUUCAAAACAAAGAAAGUAACAAGAGAAAAGAAAGACAUUACAUAAUGAAAAAGGGGUCAGUCCAACAAGAGAAUAUAACCAUUAUAAAUAUCUAUGCACCCAAUAUAGGAGCACCUAAAUAUGCAAAACAAGUACUAACAGAAUUAAAGGAUGAAAUAGAAUGUGACACAUUCAUUUAGGAGACACCACUCACAGCAACAGACAGACCAAACAGACAGAAAAUAAGGUAACAGAGGCACCAAAUAACACAUUAGAUCAGGUGGACUUAACAGAUAUCUACAGAACUUGCUACCCAAAAGCAGCAAGAUACACAUUUUUCUCAAGUGUACACAGAAUAUUUUCCAGAAUAGAUUACAUACUAGGUCACAAAAAGAGCCUCAAUAAAUUUAAAAAGAUUGAAAUCAUAUGAAGCAGCUUGUCAGACCACAAUGGUAUGAAACUAGAAAUAAAUUAUGCAAAGAAAAAAAAGCCCACAAACACAUGGAGGCUUAACAACACGCUCCUGAAUAAUCAAUGGUUCAAUGACCAAAUUAAAACAGAGAUCAAGCAAUAUAUGGAGACAAAUGAAAACAACAAAUCAACAGCUCAAAAUCUGGGGGAUGCAGCAGAGGCAGUUGUAAGAGGAAAAUACAUAGCAAAACAGGCUUACUUCAAGAAACAAGAACAAUCCCAAAUGAACAGUCUAAAUUCACAAUUGAAGAAACUAGAAAAAGAACAAACAAAUGAUGCCCAAAUUCAGUAGGAGGAGGGACAUAACAAAGCUGAGCAGAAAUAAAUAAAAUUGAGAAGAAUAAAAUAACAGAAAGAAUUAAAAAAUCUAGGAGCUGGUUCUUUGAGAAAAUAAACAAAAUAGAUAAGUCCCUCGCCAGACUUAUCAAGAAAUAGAGAGGUAACACACAUAAACAGAAUCAAAAAUGAAAAAGGACCAAUAACAAUGGACCCCACAGAAAUACAAAGAAUUAUAGGAGAAUAAUAUAAAAAAUUAUAUGCCAAUGAACUGGACAAACUAGAAAAAAUGGACAACUUUCUAGAAAAAUACAACUUUCCAAGACUGACCCAGGAAGAAACAGAAAAUCUAAACAGACCAGCAAUGAAAUCAAAUUGGUAAUAAAAAAACUACCUAGAAAUAAAAUCCCUGACCCAGCUGUCAUUAUGGCUGAAUUUGAUCAAACAUUUAAAGAAUAGUCAAUACCCAUCCUUCUUAAAGUACUCCAAAAGGCAGAGGAGGAGGGAAUAUUUCCUAACUUAUUCUAUGAGGCCACAUCACUCUAAUACCAAAACCAGGCAAAGACACCACAAAAAAAGAAAAUUACAGACCAAUAUCCCUGAUGAACACAGAUGCAAAAAUCUUCAACAAAAUAUUAGCAAACCAAAUUCAAAAAUAUAUAAAAAAGAUCAUCCAUCAUGACCAAGUGUAAUUCCAGGGAGGCAAGGAUGAUACAAUAUUUGUAAAUCAAUCAAUAUCAUACAUCACAUAACAAAAAGGACAAAAAUCACAUCAUCUCUAGAGAUGUUGAAAAAUCACAGAUAAAAUUCAACAUCCAUUCAUGAUAAAAACUCUUAACAAAGUGGGUAUAGAGGGUACAUACCUCAACAUAAUAAAGGUCAUAUAUGACAAACCCAGAGCCAACAUCAUAUUUAACAGCAAAAAGCUGAAAGCUUUUCCUCUAAGAUCGGGAACAAGACAAGGAUGCCCAUUCUCACCACUUUUAUUCAACAUAGCACUGGAGGUCCUAGCCACGACAAUCAGACAACACAAAGAGAUAAAAGGCAUCCAGAUUGGUAAAGAAGAAGUUAAACUGUCACUGUUUGCAGACAACAUGAUAUUAUACAUAGAAAACCAUUAGAACUGCACCAAAAAAACUAUUCGAACUAAUAACUGAAUUCAGCAAGGUUGCAGAAUACAAAAUUACUACACAGAAAUCUGUUGCAUUCCUAUAUACUAACAACUAAUUAGCAGAAAGAAAUCAGGAAAACAACUCCAUUUACAAUUGCAUCAAAAAGAAUAAAAUACCUAGGAACAAACCUAACCAAGGAAGUGAAAGACCUUUACUCUGAAAACUACAAGACAGUCAUGAACAAAAUUAAAGAAGUUACCAGUAAAUGGAAAUCUAUCCUGUGCUGUGGAUAGGAAGAAUUAAUAUUGUCAGAAUGGCAAUCCUCCCUAAAGCAAUGUACAGAUUCAAUGCAAUCGCCAUCAAAAUACCAACAGCAUUCUUCAAUGAACUAGAGCAAAUAGUUCUACAGUUCAUAUGGAACCACAAAAGACCCCGAAUAGGCCAAAGCAAUCCUGAAAAGGAAGAAUAAAGCUGGGGGGAUUACACUCCCCAACUUCAAGCUCUACUACAAAGCCACAGUGAUCAAGACAAUUUGGUACUGGCACAAGAACAGACCCAUAGACCAAUGGAACAGACUAGAGAGCCCAGAUAUAAACCCAAGCAUAUAUGGUCAAUUAAUAUACAAUAAAGGAGCCAUGGAUAUACAAUGGGGAAAUGAUAGCCUCUUCAAUAACUGGUGUUGGCAAAACUGGACAGCUACAUACAAGAGAAUGAAACUGGAUUAUUACCUAAGUCCAUACACAAAAAUAAACUCAAAAUGGAUCAAAGAACUGAAUAUGUCAUGAAAGUAUAAAACUCAUAGAAGAAAACAUAGGCAAAAAUAUAUUGCAUAUAAUCAUGAGCAACUAUUUCCUGACUUUAUCUCCUUGGGCAAGGGAAACAAAAGCAAAAAAUGAACAAGUAGGAUUAUAUCAAACUAAGAAGCUUCUGUCCAGCAAAGGACACCAUCAGCAGAACAAAAAGACAUCCUACAAUAUGGGAGAAUAUAUUUGUCAAUGAUUUAUCCAACAAGGGGUUAACAUCCAAAAUAUAUGAAGAACUCAUAUUCCUCAACACCCAAAAAACAAAUAACCUGAUUAAAAAAUGGGCAGGGGACCUGAACAGACACUUCUCCAAAGAAGAAAUACAGGUAGCCAACAUGCACAUGAAAAGAUGCUCCAUGUCACUAAUAAUCAGGGAAAUGCAAAUAAAAACCACAAGAAGAUACCAUCUCACACCAGUUAGGGUGGCUACUUUCCAAAAGACAAGAAACAACAAAUGCUGGCGAGGAUGUGGAGAAAAGGGAACCCUCCUACACUGUUGGUGGGAAUGUAAAUUGUUCAACCAUUGUGGAAAGCAGUAUGGAGGUUCCUCAAAAAACUCAAAAUAGAAAUACCAUUUGACCUAAGAAUUCCACUCCUAGGAAUUUACCCUAAGAAUUCAGGAGCCCAGUUUGAAAAAGACAUAUGCACCCCUAUGUUUAUCGCAGCACUAUUUACAAUAGCCAAGAACUGGAAGCAACCUAAGCGUCCAUCAGUAGAUGAAUGGAUAAAGAUGUGGUACAUAUACACAAUGGAAUAUUAUUCAGCCAUAAGAAGACAAAUCCUACCAUUUGCAACAACAUGGGUGGAGCUAGAGGGUAUUAUGUUCAGUGAAAUAAGCCAGGCAGAGAAAGACAAGUACCAAAUGAUUUCACUCAUCUGUAGAGUGU
Molecule: messenger RNA, 7843 nt
Organism: Manis pentadactyla (Chinese pangolin)
Lineage: Eukaryota; Metazoa; Chordata; Mammalia; Pholidota; Manidae
Product: 60S ribosomal protein L37a-like
Exons: 2
Coding region: 3648-3926 (92 amino acids)
Biological process (GO): translation
Cellular component (GO): ribosome
Molecular function (GO): structural constituent of ribosome
Source: RefSeq, a predicted model, not a curated record